AUGUUUGGGACGGCAGUGGCUAAACCAACGACCGGGUUAUUCGGAGCAACUCCAACGUCUUCUGCAGCUACACCAGCCACUGGAUCUUCGUUGUUUGGUCAACCAGCUGCUCCAAAACCAGCCGAGAACUCACUGGGGAUUGGAACUUCUAGCCGGACUAAAAUCAGCCCUUUGGAUGCUGAAGUACCUCAACAAUUGUCUUCGGCUAUCGACCUGAUAAAGUAAGUCUUAUUCUUAUGUAUUUAUCCUUUUAGGAAUACCAUCAAGGCUAACAACGAUAAGAUAAAUGAGUUCAACUCCACUUUUGAUGUUGAUUACGAUGUUAAAGUGGAGAACACAAAGAAUCUGGUCCACCAUGCUUCACGAAGGUUGCACACUAACUCUAACGAAAUAGAAAGUGAGUAGCUUUAAGAUUACGCAUAGCUUAUUAUGCUCAUUGUUUCGAUAGGGCAUAAAGUAACUGUACAUUAUUCUGUUUUACAUGUUAUUAUUGUUGUAAUUGUAAAUUGUUUUAGGGCUUAUGCGGAGGUCGAAUAAAAUAUUGUCAAAUAUGAAGGUAUUGAGUAGAAUCAACGAAGAAAACCGUAGUAAUCCCACAACCGGCUUCCAAUCGUUGAUGGAUUAUAUGGAGCAGAAUGCUGGAGAUCUGAAGGAAGAGAUUGAAGAAGAGUUGGGAAGGAUUGUAGGUCUAGAAGCACCUUUAAAGGAAUACCUGAACGUCAAAGAAGGCGUGACUGUUGCUCAAGGUAUUUCGAAGAAAGACUUGUUCGACCAUAUUCACAGGUCCGUGGCCAUUACGGACGACGUGCUUCUGAGGACGUCAAAUGUUCAUGAACAAGUUGAGAGGACGAAAAAACAGUAUGUGGAGAACAUGCGUCGUCUACAAGGAAGAUAUGUUCCAUCUCCGUUUAUUGGAGACGAGUCAGAAGAUGUGGAACAGUUUGAUUACGACCCCAAGAAGAGAAUGAAGGGUACUUUACAUUAACUAAAGACUUAACUAUAAAUAAUACUUUAUGAUUUUACUAUUUAAUUUUACUUUAUUUUAGGAGCCAAUAUCUUCCCAAGUUCAGCGACCUUAUUGUCUCUAGCUGAAGGUCUUCCCAAAGCUGGAGUGCAACCUCAAGCUACCUCAACUUUGGGUGGAUUCGGGAGUACUGCUCCUAGUGGAGGACUAUUCGGCGCGAAACCUUCUACUGGGCUUGGCGCUUUUGGUGCUCCAUCAACUGGUACUACCUCAUUGUUUGGAAAACCAGCUGGUACCACUCCAUUUGGUGCUACUUCUACGUAAGUUUGAAGAUUAUAGUUUUUGAUUUGGUAAACUUGUUCAGAAAAACAGGAAAAUUAUUAAUUUGGUUUUCAGCGCCACUUCAACUACGGGUAGUUUGUUUGGAGCCAAACCAGCUGGUACUACUCCGUUUGGAGCCACUGCUACUUCAACGUAGGUUUAAUUUGUUGCAUUAUUUCAUGUUAUAUUGUUUCUUAUGCAAAAUAGAAUUGCUUAUAACUUACAUUAUAGUGCCACAUCGACCGGCGGUUUGUUUGGAGCAAAACCAGCAUUUGGCACCACUUCAACCGCAUCAACUAAUUCAGGCUUGUCUAUCACUGCUGGGACUUCUGGUACCACUAGUCUUUUUGGAUCUACUACACCAGCAGCUUCGACUACCACAACUCCUUCUCUUUUCGGCUCUACACUCAACAGCCAGAGCUCAGGGACAUUGUUCGGAGGCACUGCCAAUAAACCACUGUUUGGGGAUGCGCCAAGUGCAAAGAAACCCAAUUAA
Bursaphelenchus okinawaensis is the source of this 1781-nucleotide messenger RNA. Lineage: Eukaryota; Metazoa; Nematoda; Chromadorea; Rhabditida; Aphelenchoididae. The record is from the annotation of a GenBank genome assembly.